Messenger RNA from Echinops telfairi (small Madagascar hedgehog), 1032 nucleotides. RefSeq names its product mas-related G-protein coupled receptor member X3-like. The transcript has a single exon. Gene Ontology annotation, biological process: G protein-coupled receptor signaling pathway. NCBI's taxonomy places the organism in Eukaryota, Metazoa, Chordata, Mammalia, Afrosoricida, Tenrecidae. Gene Ontology annotation, molecular function: G protein-coupled receptor activity. The record is from RefSeq and is a predicted model, not a curated record. Gene Ontology annotation, cellular component: membrane. The coding region runs from base 1 to 1032 and encodes 343 amino acids.
AUGAUCAUACAGCAGGCGCUUAACACUUGUUUAUGUUCCAGGAACACCAGUGGAAGCUUCCUGAGUCCACAGCCAACAUUUGCAGACCAACGGAACCAAGUCUCUACAAUUCAUGAAAGUUACCUGACUGUACCUCCUGAGCAGUUCGUGGAGGUAGAGGUCCUGACUACUCUCACAGCCAUCAUCGUCCCAUUUGGUCUGGCAGGAAACACAGUCGUGAUCUGGCUCCUGGGUUUCCGUGCACGGAGGAACCCCUUCUCAGUGUACAUUCUCAACCUGGCGGUGGCCGACUUCCUGUUCAUCUGCAUCUUGAUUGUAAUCUCCCUGAUUUGGCUCAUUGAGUACAUGCACCGGGUCUUAAUUUCCUUCAACGCCGGUUAUAUACUGAACUAUAUGAUAUCGAUUCCCUAUUUCACAGACAUGAGCAUGGUCAGCGCCAUUGGCAUUGAGCGGUGCCUGUGCAUCCUGUGCCCCAUUUGGUACCGCUGCCGCCGCCCAAGUUACACGUCAGCUGUCAUAUGUACCCUGCUCUGGGCCCUGGCUCUGAUGCUGACCUUCUUGCAAUGGAUCUACUGUGAGAUCUCCUGGAAUUGGUGCCUUUCAUUUAGAUUCUUCUUUUCGACAUGCCUGAUUUUCUUAUUUGUAGUUCUCAGUGUGUCCAGCCUGGUUCUGCUGGUGAAGGUGUUCCAUGGCUCCCAGAGGAGGAAGAUGACCAGGCUCAUAGUGACCAUUCUGAUCACUGUGUUGGUCUGCCUGCUGUGUGGCCUGCCCCUUGGUACUUUUUGGAGCAUAUUAAAGGAUAGACAUAUUUUGUUGCCUGAUUUAUGGUGUCUGUUUCUCUCCUGUGUUAACAGCAGUGCCAAUCCCAUCAUCUACUUCUUCGUUGGCUCCUUUAGGCAACGGCAGCGACUGAAGCCGACCCUCAGGAUGGUUCUCCAGAGAGCACUGGAGGACACUCCUGAGGGGGAGGAACCUGGAGGAGCCCCACCUCAGGGUCCCUCGGAGCAGACAGAGAAGAGCAGUGUGGUGUAG